This is a messenger RNA of Selaginella moellendorffii, 1850 nucleotides long. RefSeq names its product two-component response regulator-like PRR1. Gene Ontology annotation, molecular function: protein binding. Gene Ontology annotation, biological process: cytokinin-activated signaling pathway; phosphorelay signal transduction system. Lineage: Eukaryota; Viridiplantae; Streptophyta; Lycopodiopsida; Selaginellales; Selaginellaceae. The transcript is spliced from 6 exons. The record is from RefSeq and is a predicted model, not a curated record. Bases 176 to 1702 code for a protein of 508 amino acids.
UUUGCCAUGGCCGGAGGAGAAAGAGAGUAGGGUUCCUCCCACGGCGCUCACGAUCGGUAUGUGUGAAUCGAGCUUAGGGCUUCAAUUCGACCGCAUUCUCUCUGUGGAGGAUGAAUCUUCGCAUUCAGCACAAAUGCGGUAGAAAUCCUCGCGUGUAGCGGUGGCCGAUAAGAGGAUGGAGGGCGAGGGAAAGAUCGGGUUUGAUAGAAGCCGAGUACGCAUUCUUCUGUGUGAUAAGGAUUCGGCCACCGCGCAAGAGGUGAAAGAGCUGCUGUGCCGCUGUUCAUAUCAAGUUUCCGUUGUAAAGACUGCUAGACAAGUUGUGGAGGUGCUAAAUAUCACUGAUUCUAAGGUGGAUUUGGUGCUCUCCGAGGUGGAGCUGCCAAAUGGUAGAGGAUUUAAGAUGCUCAAACAUAUUGUGAAGUCGGAGAAUUUCAAGCACAUUCCAAUCGUCAUGAUGUCUGCGCGUGAUGAGAUGGCCGUGGUUGUCAAGUGCUUGAAACUUGGGGCGGCCGACUAUCUGGUGAAGCCUUUGCGCAUAAAUGAGUUGCUCAAUCUGUGGACUCAUAUGUGGCGAAGAAGACGAAUGCUAGGACUCACAGAAAAACACAUACUCAAGGGACACUUGUCGAGCAGAAACACCAUAGCCGAGAUUUUUGUCUCGGAUACGAGUGAGUCGAACACUUUCAGCACUGACAUCUUUUCGGAGGAUAGCAACGACAACAAAGUCAAGAAGCUUAAACCAAUCUCCGAAGACGAAGAACAGGCACCCGAGCUAGAAUUGUCACUGACGCCGAAGUCCAAAGAUUCCACAAGAACAACAGAGAUUGGUGAACCAGAAAGAAGACCGUCUCCUCUAAGGAAGAGCGAACUGAAACUGGGCCAAUCUUCCGCAUUCUUGAGCUACACAAGGCUCGUCAGCAGGACAACGAACGCUGAAAAACCCGAUUCGACGACACAGCCCCCUACGUGCAUGGAAGUGCCUGUAGGAACAUCGCAGCAGCCUCUAGACUUAGAAGAACCAGGCCAGGUCGGAGCAAGAGGAAACCAAGCGGCUGAGUUAACUCAAACGCAGGAACCCGAUGAUGAUCCAGAGCAAAGCCACCACCACCACCACCACCACCACCAGCAUUCAAUACCAUGGAGUAGCUCCUCCACGACUGGAGCAGCGGAACAAUACCAGGUGUUACAGAUAAACGACCCCCGUGCUGCUGCUGCCGCUGCUGCUCACGCUGCUACCGGCGUCUUCAACCAGGCUCACAUCAUCCCGCCGCUCAUGGUGCCGCACUCGAUCCACCCCUCGACGCUGCUACAGCCACCGAUACACUACUAUCAAGCUGUGCCGCCGCCAGAGGCUACUCCCAUCCCGGCAGCAGCGUUCUCGUACUAUCCUUUUCCUCUGCACAUACCAUCGCAACAGGUCCCUUGGAACGCCGCAGCGUUGCCUCAAGUUGGACCCGAGAGAAAAGCUGGCGUAGCGGAGCGGAGAGAGGCAGCGCUACACAAGUUCAGGCAAAAGCGGAAGGACAGGUGCUACGAGAAGAAGAUCAGAUAUGCAAGUCGCAAGCGUUUGGCUGAGCAGAGGCCCCGGGUCAAGGGACAGUUUGUUAGAAGAGCAGAGGAGUACGAGGACGAGGACGAGGACGAUGACGAAACAGGGAGGGAUAUGUCUCCAGAGAGUGGCGUGGAGGUGACACAGUAAGCUCUCUCAAAGUCAGCUAGGAUGGAUUCUCAAAACAAUAUGUUUGCUAUACUAAGAUAAGGGAGCGUGAGCUCACCUCAGUCCUUCGCUCCUGAGAGGUUUGAACGGGACGCCGAGUUGGCCACAGUAAGAAUGCAGCAUCUUCUCA